AUAUUUCGAUUUAAAAUUUGAAAUAUUAUAAGAGAAAUUCCAAACCUAUUUUCUUAAAAAUAUGCCAUGCAUAUUUUGUAAAAUUAUUGAUAAAUCAAUGCCAGCUAAUGUAUUACAUGAAGAUGAAAAUGUUCUUGCCAUUACAGAUAAAAAUCCUGCCUCAAAGUAUCACUAUUUGGUUAUGCCCAAGAUUCAUUAUCCUAAUAUAAAACAUGUUUCUUGUAAUGAACUUGGUGUAGUAAAUAAUCUAGUGGAUGUUGGUUUUAAAAUAUUACAACAGUAUAAUCCUGAUAAAUCUCAAAUAAGAAUGGGCUUUCAUAAAUAUCCAUUUAAUUCAAUUGAACAUAUGCAUUUACAUGUUAUAUAUCCAAUUAAAUCCCUGAAGCUGCUACAAAAAUUAGAAUUUAAACCCAAUACUCCUUGGUUUACAUUAGUUGAAGAUGUAAUCCAGAAGCUUUCUAAAUAAUUUUUAUGUUUGG
Messenger RNA from Gordionus sp. m RMFG-2023, 479 nucleotides. RefSeq names its product adenosine 5'-monophosphoramidase HINT3-like. Bases 62 to 466 code for a protein of 134 amino acids. Gene Ontology annotation, molecular function: catalytic activity. The transcript has 5 exons. The record is from RefSeq and is a predicted model, not a curated record. Lineage: Eukaryota; Metazoa; Nematomorpha; Gordioida; Chordodea; Parachordodidae.